Molecule: messenger RNA, 1777 nt
Organism: Manis javanica (Malayan pangolin)
Lineage: Eukaryota; Metazoa; Chordata; Mammalia; Pholidota; Manidae
Gene: PIMREG
Product: PICALM interacting mitotic regulator
Source: RefSeq, a predicted model, not a curated record
UCCGCGCGGAGUUUCAAAUCGGCUGGGGUGGGCGAGGGUCAGCUGUGUUCGGCGUCCGGUCCGCGUUUAGGCCUGUCGGGGUCUAGUGAGCCGAACACACUCUUGGCCAGCCAGAUGGCUUCCAGGUGGCCCAGUGUGGGGACCUCCAUGUGCCAGAGAUCUCGCCAGGACCGGGAGCAGCUGGAGGAGAGUGAGGUGCUGCAGCCUGCGGCUGGCCAUCUGGAGACCUCCAAUGGGGCCCUGGGCUCCCUGUGCAGACAGUUCCAAAGGAGGCUGCCCCUGAGAGCAGUCAGCCUCAACCUUGGGGCGGGCUCGUCCUGGAAACGCCUGGAAACCCCAGAGCCAGGGCAGCAGAGCCUCCAGGCUGCGGCUCGCUCUGCUAAGAACGCCUUGGGAGCUAUGUCCCAGAAAAUCCAGGAGUCCUGCCAAAGUGGCACCAAGUGGCUUGUGGAAACCCAGGUGAAAGCCAGGAGGAGAAAGAGAGGGUCACAGAAGGGCAGGAGCCCCCCAACUCGCAGCCUGAGCCAGAAGAACAGCCGGCUGUCUGAAGGUGCGCCUGCCCACUCUACCCUGGAACCCUGGGCAAGGAAGUAUCACCACCUCUCCACCCGGAUGUGUCCUCGUGCCCACCCACUGAGGCAGUGCAGAAGGGAGGCAGCCUUCCAGAGCCCCUACUCCUCAACAGAGCCCCUCUGCUCCCCCAGUGAAUCUGACAGUGACCUAGAGCCUGUGGGGGCAGGAAUUCAGCACCUCCAGAGGUUGUCCCAAGAGCUGGAUGAGGUUAUUGUGGCUGAAGAGAGUGGCGACAUGACCGUUUCUCUCGUCUGUGACUGAGGAUGGUGCCCUUCAGGUAAUGCCCUCCUCCCAGGCAUCCUCACAUUCUUCCUGGUCCUCCUCUUCAUGCAUAAACACAUAUACAUAUUUGGAGGCAUGUUGCAGAACUGAGCGUUUUCUGGAAAACCCUGCAGAGCUGAUAGGCCCAGAAGUUUGCAAGCCUGCCUACCUACUCGGAGCCAGAGCCGCUGACCUCACUGACCGCAUCACUAACUGAGCACACAGGGGCCCCCACGUAGCUAGAGCCACCUUCCAGCUCCUCGUUUUGGGGGGAAGGCUCUGGUGUCCCCACUGAGCACCAUGGAGGGCUCAAAGGAAGUUUUGUCUUGCAGAAAGCAGGUCACGUCUGACCACCACGCCCCCACACCCAGGAGGUGGCAGUACUGCUAGGCAGCUGCUGCCACCAGGAUUUGACUAACAAGGGCUGGGGUGGAGGCUGCUCUGGGGCCUCUGCUCACUUUCUCUGGCCACAUCUGGGCCCACCAAAGACUGCCUGCCAUGGCCUGGGGGGUACUCAGGGAGACCUUAGAGAGUUGCAGGGGAACUGUUCACUCUAUUCCAUUUUGGGGCUUAGAAAUUCAUCCCACAUCUGAGUUAUGCAACAUGAAGUGCAGGCACCAGAAGACAUUUGAGAGCUCUGAGCUGGAUACCCAAGUCAUCCUUUCUUGCCAUCUUGUGCCAAGGCUCUUGGGACCCCAGCUCCCACUGUGCUCCCCCCACCAGAGCCUGGGAGGAAGGGAUGGGAGAGAUGUCCAGGCUCUGAGACCCUGAGCCCACAGGUCCCUAUGUAGGCUCUGAGCACAUGGUACCGUGGGCAUACAGGGAGGGGGCUCUGCUCAGUAGAAUUUUUGCACCCUUUGUAAAUUAUUUAAGAAAUGUGCCUAGGCGUUUUAUUAGAAAGAAACCAGUGUGUGACUUUCCUUGAUAAUGUUGCUUUUUAAUA